AUGGUUCCAGUAGGCGACGGUAAUGCUCGUGCUCAAGUGCGAUGUGGAUCAGUGGUCAAAAUUGACAGCUGCGCUCUAUCUUCAGACGCAGUGGCCGAGUGUGGCCGCACAAAGAGCAAACUUUCCGCAACGAGUGUGGCGCACCGCGUUAAUUUUACCCUCAACGUACCCUCGAGUGCCACCGAAAUGGCGAAGAAUGUGCAAAGCCCGAUUGCUCUCAACCAGCGCCGUACGGUGAUCACGGAUGGGGUGCAACCGCUCGAUUACUUUGGCCACUGGGAUGGAUUGGGCAAGGCGUCAAUGGUCAACACCGGAUCAUCGGUCAUGAUAACAUUCACCGAACGCCCGUUCCGGCCAUUCAUCGUAGGAGGCGUGCUGAGCAACAAGUACAUUUUUGAGCAGCUUCACUUUCACUGGGGCAACGAAGAUGGCAGUGGUUGCGAACACACGCUAGAGGGUAGCACCUACUCGAUGGAGGCGCACGCCGUGCACUACAACGCCAAGUAUGCCAGCUUCGCCGAGGCCGUCGACAAACCGGAUGGACUGGCCGUGCUCGGGUUCUUCGUGCAGGCGUACGGUACCGAGGACUGUCCGGCGUUCGGGAAGAUUGUUGCAGGAUUGCGGCACAUCACACAGCCCGACGAACGCGUUGAUAUCGACGCGGACUGUCUGAGUUGGAUCGGGAUGCAGGAGCUGAAUCGACAUUACUACACCUACCGUGGUUCGCUCACGACACCGCCCUACUUCGAGAGUGUCACUUGGUUGGUGUACAAAACGCCGAUUUACGUUUCGAGCGCCCAGGUGGCUGCGUUCCGACAGCUUCAGGCCUGUCCCAAGGAUACCACCAAGAAGAUCGUCAACAACUUCCGGCCAGUGCAGACACCCGAGGCACCACCGGCGGUUGCUUUCGUGCGAAACAAUCAUCCCGUUGUGUUGGCGAAGUUGUAGCCUUACGUUGACGUGUUAAUUGCACCACCUGUCUCCGGCCAUUCCGGUAUCCGGUUUGGACGGCCUGUCAACUC
Messenger RNA from Anopheles aquasalis, 1022 nucleotides. RefSeq names its product Carbonic anhydrase 3 (gene CAH3). Gene Ontology annotation, molecular function: zinc ion binding; carbonate dehydratase activity. Lineage: Eukaryota; Metazoa; Arthropoda; Insecta; Diptera; Culicidae. Gene Ontology annotation, cellular component: cytoplasm. The record is from RefSeq and is a predicted model, not a curated record.